Messenger RNA from Penicillium malachiteum, 1335 nucleotides. RefSeq lists its product as uncharacterized. The transcript is spliced from 3 exons. Bases 1 to 1335 code for a protein of 444 amino acids. Gene Ontology annotation, biological process: phospholipid catabolic process. Gene Ontology annotation, molecular function: hydrolase activity, acting on ester bonds. NCBI's taxonomy places the organism in Eukaryota, Fungi, Ascomycota, Eurotiomycetes, Eurotiales, Aspergillaceae. The record is from RefSeq and is a predicted model, not a curated record.
AUGCACAAAAUUCCCAGUGGUCUUCUUGCCCUCUUGGUCUUCGCAGUAGCAGUCACUGCAGCUUCACCAGAGAGCUCCCAUAAUUCCAGCUCUGCAUCUUCGAUCAAGAACUUGAAGAGCAAGAUCAAAAAUGUGGUCAUACUGGAGAUGGAGAACCGGGCUCUGGACAACCUACUCGGCGGACAAAACAUGAAAGGUCUAGAGAAUCCUAUCAAUAACGGACCUUUCUGUAAUCCCACUGCCAAGGACUACGACUCUAUAUUGGAUGAUCCUGGUCACUCUAUGACGGGUAACAAUAUCGAGUUCUACGGCAAAUUUACUCCAAGCAACGAGGCCAUUACUCGUGGUGAUUUGAUUCCUACACAACAAGGCUUUGUUCAUGAGCAAUUACGUCAAUAUGGGAACGAUGUCAACCGCACCGAACUCGCGACUCAAGUAUUGAACUACUAUACCAAUCCCGAAGUGCCAGUUAUAACUACCUUGGUCCAUAAUUAUCUGACAUUCAACCACUGGCAUUCAGAUGUCCCAGGACCUACCAACCCAAAUCGUGCGUGUGUUCUCUCUGGCACCUCAGCUGGUCACGGUACCGACGAUGAUGCAUUUGAUUCCAGUGUACACGGCUUAAAGCAGCGCUCCAUUUUUCAACAACUCUCAGAAACAAAUCAUACAUGGAAGAAUUACUACACAAAUACCGAUAUGAUCGAUGCCUACUUCUUCGACUGGACAUUCACCAGCAACAAUACUCACCUUGCCCAACCACUUAAGAACUUCCACUCCGACGCAGCUGCCGGUACUCUACCCGAAUUCAGUUUCAUCGACCCUUCUUGCUGUGGUCAAGGUACCAACUCGAUGCACCCAACAGGACUAAUCUCCGACGGAGAGGCCUUUAUCAAAGAAGUCUACGACUCUCUUCGCGCGAGUCCACAGUGGAACGAUACAUUAUUAAUUCUGACCUUCGAUGAAACGGGUGGGUUUCAUGAUCAUGUUCCACCACCACUAGCUACACGACCCGAUAACCUCACAUACAGUGAGAUUGCACCUAGUGGCGAGGAAUACAUUUUCUCAUUUGAUCGACUUGGUGGUCGGGUUCCUACAUUACUCAUCUCACCGUGGGUUUCUAAGGGUCAGGUUGAACAGAAAGGAUUUAGUUCGAAUGGGGAGAUGGUCUCGUAUUCUGCUUCCUCUAUCCUGCGUAUACUGGGCUAUCUUUGGGAUUUUGAGCCCUUUACGCCGCGUGUACGGGCUUCGGCUUCUUUUGAUCAUCUUUUUUUGUCGAGGAGGCGGGAUACCCCUGCGCAAAUGCCAAACCCAAAGGCGUUUACAGAGAGAUCUUGA